AUGACUCUUUACUACAGUCUAGUUUUUAUGCUUCUGGUGUUUGAGAUGGGAGUUUUCCUGGCCCUCAUCAUCCCUCUGCCAUUCACCAUCAAGCGUAAGCUCUUCGCAUUCAUCUCGGAAAGUCCUAUAAUUGCCAAACUCCAGUAUGGCCUGAAGAUAACAUUCAUCUUCAUCCUUAUUCUGUUCCUCGACAGUGUCAACCGGGUCUACCGAGUGCAGCAGGAACUGGCAGCUUUCUCCAAGGAUGGAAACAUCGGAGCCGCCCACCUGGGUACCGACCGCAUGGAGGUGCAAGCCCGCAAGUUCUACUCCCAGCGCAACAUGUACCUGUGUGGCUUCACUCUUUUCCUCUCCCUGAUUCUCAACCGCACCUACACCAUGAUAUUGGAGGUUCUUCGCCUUGAGGACCGCGUCAAGCUUUUCGAGGGUAACAAGAACGCUGGUGGCAAGGAUUCCACUCGUAUCGCCGAAGCUGGCUCUGUUGGUGAGAUUGGCCGCUUGAAGGAGAUCAUUGCCGCCAAGGACCGUGAUAUCGAGACCCUUAAGAAGCAGUGCGAGGGUUUGACCGCCGAGUACCACAAGCUCGGUGACGAGGUUUCCUCUUCCAACAAGGGCGUGAAGAAGGACCUGUGA
This is a messenger RNA of Penicillium taxi, 633 nucleotides long. RefSeq names its product putative BAP31 domain protein. Gene Ontology annotation, cellular component: endoplasmic reticulum membrane; endoplasmic reticulum. The record is from RefSeq and is a predicted model, not a curated record. Bases 1 to 633 code for a protein of 210 amino acids. The transcript has 4 exons. NCBI's taxonomy places the organism in Eukaryota, Fungi, Ascomycota, Eurotiomycetes, Eurotiales, Aspergillaceae. Gene Ontology annotation, biological process: endoplasmic reticulum to Golgi vesicle-mediated transport; intracellular protein transport.